UUUACAGGGAAAACGAGAACAGUGCGUCGCGAUGCUUGCAGUACCGUCGAGGCGUCAAGGAUGAUGUUGCGACGCGAUCGUUUCUUCGUCGUUCUUGCUCUUCUCUGUGCCGUCGCUGGUUUCGUUCACGCGAUCUACGAUCCCAAAGAAGCGACAACAAAGCGACCAAAACGACGAGAACAAGUUCUCCCAUGGUAUUCUUCAGAUAAAGAUGACAUUGAUUCUAACGAAGAAUCCGAUCCAUCGCGUUCUCCAAAAUGGCAACUGGAUCCAGAUGAUCCGAUACCAAGGGAACCUUUCCUCGUAGAUACUGGGACGAAAACCUGGAGUCCCUGGAAAAAGAAUCCUGGAAGUGAAAUUGAACAGAGAACCGAGCUUAGUAGUGACCGACAAACUCCAACGAAUUUCGAACAAAAUACAGAUUAUCCCUUGGAAUACAGUCAAUUUGAACAACAAGAGAACCAAAGGUUCCCUUCAAAACCGAGUGAUUCUCAUAAGCAGGAGGAAAAAUGGAAAAAGCAGAAAAUUCCUGAGGGAAAAGAUUCGCAGUCGAAAAUAAAGAAUGAUCAGGAAUUUUAUGAAGGAAUACCUCCAGAUAGCACGAAACCUCGAAAAGAAGAAAUUCUCCUCGCACCGAAACCAAAAUCCAUAGUGGCCCGAUAUGAUUCCAAAACUGGUAUCCAGUGUCCAGAUUUCGACUCGUCUGGCCAAUUCGUAUAUCCUCCAGAUUGCAAGUUCUUCGUGAACUGCUGGAAAGGCAGAGCUUUCGUCCAGCCUUGUGCUCCUGGUACCCUUUUCAAUCCAGACACUUUGGAAUGCGAUUUUCCACACAAAGUCAAGUGUUAUGGAGGAGAAGUGGCUGAUUUUCCAUCAAACGACCAUUUGGAGUCAUCAGGGAAACAGGAACCAUUGUCAUCAGGUGGUGGACAUGGCCAUCUGAAAAAUGAACGAUUACAAGAACCACGAUGUCCACCUUAUUUAACAGGGAUGCUUCCCCAUCCCUCGAAUUGCACGAAAUAUUUGCAAUGUGCCCAUGGUGGAACGUAUAUCAGGGAUUGUGGCCCUGGCACUGUCUUUAAUCCUGCUAUCAGCGUUUGCGAUUGGCCUCGCAACGUAAAAGGUUGCGAAGAUGCUUUAAUACCUAAAGAAGAAAACACAACGCCAUGGCAUCCUCCCGAAUACGAAGAUUACGAAUAUAAAAAACCAGGAUACAACCAAAAGUCGCCAAUAAAUCAGAUUAAAUGUCCCCCGGGUUAUACGGGAUAUUUGCCUCAUCCGGAAACAUGCAAGAAGUUCCUCCAAUGUGACCAUGGAGGAACUUUCAUCAUGGAUUGUGGCCCUGGAACGGCAUUCAACCCUGCGAUAUCCGUUUGUGAUUGGCCCUAUAAUGUACCUAGCUGUAAUGAAAAUAAACCAAUUGGUACAACAACAAAUCCACCUUGGGCCUCUCAAAGUCAUCCAGGAUCAAGACCACCUUGGAUGCACCCAGGUACCCCGUCACCUGGACUCCCAACUUAUCCCAUGUCAACCAUAGCUCCUCCAGAAACUGACUGGGAAUCAUUAAGACCAACCUCGAGACCAAGCUGGAAGCCCAGCACAUGGACGACUCCAAAACCUUCAGGAACAGACUGGGAUUCUCUGAGACCUACUUGGAUACCAAGCUUGAAACCAUCUACCUGGACCACUCCCACACCACCUUAUUCUCACGGUCGUCAUCAUGGCACUCAUGGACACAACGAUGGUAGCUUGCACUAUGCAGACAAUGACGAACAUACACACAAGGAACACGAUCGUUGGGGUCAAUCAACACUUCCAAGUUAUCCACAAUGGCACCAUAAUCAUGGAACCAAUGAUCAGAGUGGACACCAUCACCAUCAUCACGAACAUCAUUAUUAUUCACACAAUCCAACUUAUGAUCCCAAUAUAAAUACUGAAACUCAGCAACCUUCUCCUCCAUAUCCCCAAAGACCCAGUCCAGAAACUCCUCAAGGAAACUGGCACCCUACUUCAGGGUAUCAUCAUGAUCAUCAUCAUCAUCAUCAUAGACCUUAUUACCAUGAUGGAUCUGGAGAAACUGAUCAGCAAACUGAAGUUCCUGUUGAUUCUAAUAGAGGGGAUCGAAGAGAAGAUUCUGCUUCACAGUAUCCCCAUGACCAUCGUCAUCAUGGACCUUACUACCAUGAUGGGUCUGGAGAAACUGAUCAGCAAACUCAAGUUCCUUUUGGUCAGAGACAGGAUCCUACUGGAAGAUUUGAUUAUUCGAAUACUGGAAGUAACGUACCUGGGAAUAGGAGAAAUGGUCAGGAGUUCACUCCUAAUAGACAGGAAUAUGGAAGGACGAAUCCUGGGUUCUCGCACCCAGUGCCUCCACCUGGACAGAAUAUUUAUGUGGAUAGUAAUUACCAGUUGCCUGACAAUGAGUCGAAUUUAAAUACUCAGGUGAUGCAAAAUGAAACGAAUUGGACAAAACCUACUCCGACAGGAAGUAGACUGAUUCCUAGCAGCUGGAGCCAGUUGGGUCCAGGACAACCGCAGAUGCCUUCGUCAUCCAAUCGACGAUGGGAUCAAGAGGAACCACCAUUUCCAUCUUAUUACAUACCACCAGUUGAACCAUUGGAUCACUCGAAAAAAGUUACUAUACCAACACCAAUUUCCGGUCAGGUGGUUCGACUUAGGGGUGGUUCAGGUCCACACGACGGCUAUGUCGAAGUUCAAGGGAUGAAUCCUGGCUGGGGAAUUGUUUGUGAUUCGAGAAACAGCUGGAGUUUAAAAGAAGCACAUGUUGUAUGCAAACAACUCGGUUACGUCAGAGGAGCUGAAAUGGCAUGGCAAGGAAGGAACAAUCGAAAUGGUGUGCCAACUUGGAUCGCAGCAAACACUGUCUCGUGUCAAGGUGACGAGGCCAAGUUCCAAUCAUGCAAAUUCACACACGAACAAGAAUGUCGAGUGGAAAGAGACGCAAUAGGCGUGAGAUGCGUGUUAAAUCGUGUAGCUCAUUGCCAUAAGGACGAGCUACCAUACGAAGGGAACUGUUAUCACUUGGCGGAUCCUGAUAGCGGAUUAAAUCACGCUGAAGCGUUGAGUUACUGCAGCCAGAAACAGUCACGGCUUAUCGACAUCACCAGCCAGGCAGAAAACGAUUUCAUCUCCGAGUGGUUGGUGCAACAGCAACCGGAAGUUGGCUCGAUUAUGACUUCCGGCGUUGGUUUUACUACUCUGAAUCGCACCCUCUGGCUGUGGGAGGAUUCCUCUCGCGCGAAAUUCAGAUUUACCAAAUGGUGGCCAGGUUGGAUGGAAGAUAAGAAGGUUCCUCCAUUCGUGGGAUCUCGUCCUCUCUGCUUGGUAAUGAAGCGCAAAUUUCAGUGUCACGAGAGGCCAGAUUCAAUUUGCGUUGCUGAUUACUUCUUUUGGGACACAGAAGAUUGUGCCUCGUCUUCUAAGGGUCAUUCUUACAUUUGCAAGAGACCUUACGACGACAUUGGCUGCAUUUACGGGAAAGGAAGUCAGUAUGCAGGAAAUGCAAAUGUUACAGCAACAGGGAAAGAAUGUCUUCCAUGGAGUGAUCCAAAAGUUGCUUAUCCACUUACAGUAAACGUAGUCAAUCGAGAGAUCAGAGAAAAAUUGAAAACUCACAAUUAUUGUAGAAAUCCAAAUCCGAAUAGGGAGUCUAGACCAUGGUGUUUCACGGGGCCAGGUGGUGAAAAGGAAUAUUGUGAUAUUCCUCCUUGUGGAAAUGUUGGUUCUCCAAAGUCUAUUUUAACUGGUAAAUGCAAACCUAAGCAUUUCGAAUGCGUGCCAGGAGAAUGCAUUCCAUCACCAUGGGUUUGCGAUGGAGAAGAGGAUUGUACAAAUGGCGCAGAUGAAAAGUCUUGCGUUUCGCACAUGGAUUUAUUCCAAAAAUACUCUAAACAGAAACUGGAAGGACACGAUGUUCAAAAGUGGUUGAACACACCACUGAAAACUUGUGCACUUAGAUGCAAGGAGGCUGAUUUCACCUGUCGAUCUUUCGCACAUAAGACGGCAGGAAAUGUUUGUUUGUUGAGCGACAGCAACGUAGGAAUGACUGGAGCACUGAAACCAAACAAAGAAUACGAUUACUAUGAAAUGAAAGAAAGAAGCAUAAACUGCGAAGGAAUGUUCGUCUGUGAAAAUCGUAAAUGUAUAAACCAAACGAAAGUAUGCAACGGGAAGAAUGAUUGCAACGAUCGUAGCGAUGAAAGUAUUUGUACUGUAGAAAAUUUGGAUUAUGACAUUCGAUUGGCUGGUUCAGAAAAUAAUCACGAAGGCAGAAUUGAAGUGAAAAUCUUGGGCGUAUGGGGUCAAGUUUGUGAUGAUGGUUUUGGAAUGAUUGAUGCUGAUGUGAUUUGUAAAGAACUUGGCUUCGUUCUUGGUGCUUUGGAAGUUAGACCAGGAGGAUUUUAUGGCAAUCUAGAUCCACCGACAAGAUUUAUGGUUGAUCAAUUGAGAUGUCGAGGAAACGAGACUACUCUACGUGAAUGCGACUUUGAUGGAUGGGGUGUACACAAUUGUGAACCAGAAGAAGCAGUGGGUGUUAUUUGCAAGACAGCAGUGGACAGUUGUCAAGAUGGUCAUUGGAAAUGUGACAAUAGUCCAAUGUGUAUACCAACCGCAUUCAUAUGUGACGAAGUUGUCGACUGUGCAGAUGGUUCUGAUGAGAAUUCUGAACACUGUGACGCGCCUUUUGAAAUCCGUCUAGUAAACGGAAGUUCCCGUCUCGAGGGAAGGGUGGAGGUUCGUCAUCAUGGUAUUUGGGGCACUGUUUGUGAUGACGAUUUCUCGAACGCAACAGCAGCAGUGAUUUGCAGAUCCUUAGGAUAUGGUGGACGAGCUAUUGCUAAGAAAGAUGGUUUCUUUGGACCAGGAGAGGGACCAAUCUGGCUGGACGAAGUUUACUGUUUGGGAAACGAGACACAGCUGUAUCGUUGCGACCACAACCAUUGGGGCCAGCAUAAUUGCAAUCACGACGAGGACGCAGGUGUAAUUUGUACACCUGGAGAUAUUGAUGAUUCCGAGUUAUACUGGCAGACAGUGACGGAUGUGCCAGAGACGAACAUCAAUGACAUACUUCCUUCGCACUGCGGCAAACGACUGAAAGAUUUCAAUGAAGAUGACGGUUUUAUAUUCGAAAAGGUGGUGCAUGGUUCCAUUGCACCUAAAGGCACCUAUCCUUGGCAGGCAAGUAUUCGUGUUCGUGGACACAGCAGAUCAAACCAUUGGUGUGGUGCAGUGGUUCUCUCACCUUUGCAUGUACUUACUGCUGCUCAUUGCCUGCAAGGGUACAAUAAAGGGACUUACUUCGUUCGAGCUGGGGAUUACAACACAGAGAUAGAUGAAGGGACAGAAGUUGAAGCCAAUAUCGAGGACUAUUACAUACACGAAAAUUUUCGUAAAGGACAUAGAAUGAACAACGAUAUUGCUGUUGUGUUGUUAAAAGGACGAGGAAUUCCUCUGGGCAAGAAUAUUAUGCCAAUUUGUUUACCAUCCGAAAAUACUGAGUAUCCACCAGGUCUUAAUUGCACCAUCAGUGGAUUUGGUAGUAUUGAGACUGGAAAAUCAGCUCACUCCAAAGAUCUAAGAUAUGGUUGGGUACCAUUAUUGGAUCAAUCAGUGUGUCGUGCCGAACACAUUUAUGGUGUUGGUGCAAUUAGUGACGGAAUGGUGUGUGCUGGAUAUCUUGAGGAGGGCAUUGACACCUGUGAUGGAGACUCUGGUGGACCUUUGGCAUGUUAUCAUAAUGGAGCUUUCACGUUAUAUGGAAUUACCAGCUGGGGUCAACAUUGUGGAAAAGCCAAUAAACCUGGUGUAUAUGUUCGAGUUUCUCAUUAUCGUCGAUGGAUCGAUCAGAAGAUCAAAGAAUCUCUUUCAGGAAGAUAAAGCUUUGCAAAAUCUCAGUACACUUUUACUGGAAAAAUUAAUUACUUAGUACAUGUUCAGUGAUAGCUCAAUACUUAAUCAUCUGAAAUCAUAUUUUUAUAGAUAUAUAUAAGUUAACAUAGAGAAUCACCAUUUCUAUUUUUCUUUGAACUAUUAUUACGUAUUCAAAUAAUAUUAAUUUAAAAUAUAUUCUCUAAAAUAUGUUUGAAAUUAGAUAGAAUAUAUGUAAAUCAUAAAUACUGGAUGCCUAUAAAAAAAAUACUAUUCUACUUAUACUUUUAAAAAUAAAACUAAAGAAUAGAAGAAUGUUAGAAGAAAUUAUUAGAAGACAAGAUCAUAUUCAAAUAAUAAUCUUAAUUACCUUAAAUUCAAUUCUACAUGCUUUUGAUGUUGUGAUGCCACAAAGAACACGCCUUGAAGAAACGUCCAUUAAUCUGUAGUUUAUUUCAUAAGACAUCAUCGUUUCUACAAUAAUUGUAAUUGCUGUCUUGUUGCUGUUACAUGUUCGAGCCUAUUUAUGUACAAUAGUCCCAACACAUUCGAUCGGAUAGAAAACAAAAAAGCUGUAAAAUGAAAAUAUUGAUUCGCUUUUUAUAAUAAAAUCGACAUAUGAACAAUUAAAACGAAAUGUUUCGGCGACCUACGUUAUGAGAUUGCAAAAAUCCUAUAACAUUAUCGUUGAAAUCGUUGUAUGUUUGUUUAAUUAGGUUGAUCGAUCGACAGCUAAAUUGACCCGUAAAUAAUUUCUCUUAUUGACGUUGUUGUAACACUGGCAGUUACUCAGUUACAUUUGUUUCUAUUUGUUGAAACAAAAAUUACAACCAUGAUUUCAAUCUGAAUUAAAAAAUUCAUGAUCAUGCAAUUUUUAUAUUUACUUUCACACAAAAAUUUUCCUUAUCAUGAUUACCACAAUAACAUUCAUUAAUAUUCUAUAAAAAAUUAAUAUUUCAAUAGGACAUUUUCAAAAUUUUAUAUACUAUUAAAACUUUCAAGUAAAAAAUUGUAUACUGACAAAAAAAUUAGUCAGUGAUAAAAAUUUAAUAUAAAAUGCUCUCAAAGUGCAAAACCAGAUCUCAAAAGUGAUACUUGAUUAACGAUGUAAAUGGAAUAAUAAUUAAAAAAUAUUUCCCAUUUA
Messenger RNA from Osmia lignaria (orchard mason bee), 7030 nucleotides. RefSeq lists its product as uncharacterized. The record is from RefSeq and is a predicted model, not a curated record. Gene Ontology annotation, molecular function: protein binding; serine-type endopeptidase activity; chitin binding. Lineage: Eukaryota; Metazoa; Arthropoda; Insecta; Hymenoptera; Megachilidae. Gene Ontology annotation, biological process: proteolysis. Gene Ontology annotation, cellular component: membrane; extracellular region.